AUGACAGAAGAAAACGACUCGAAAUCAAGUGUUGAAUUGGCGACAAAACUUGUACAACUCGGAAGCGCUAGGGACAAAACAGAAACGAUAUUACAAGCUGCAAAAGAGAGUGCUAUCAAGAGACAUGUCGAGACAUUGAGAGAGAUAAUAAACGAAGUCAAUAAACUAGUACGAACGAUCGAAGCAGAGAAAAUUACAGCUAAAGAAAACAGCGACGAGAUUGACACAUGGAUCGGUGAAAUAGAGGAGAAAUUAAACGAGGGUGACGAUAAAAUUACUAUUUUAGAACAGUGGUUGGACGAAACGCGAGAGAAACGUGAAUAUAGCGACCAGAAAAAGAAAUUAGACUUUGAAAUGGAACUUCAUGAGGCCAAGAUGAAACUACAAGCUCAGAAAAUAAACAAAGAGUCAUCAAAAGAACCGACGUCAAGUGAGAUUCCUAUUCCAAAUUUGCAAGCCAAACUACCGAAAUUGAAAAUUACAAUAUUUGAUGGAUCGUAUGGAGACUGGCAGAGAUUUUGGGGACAAUUUUCAGAGACUAUUGAUAAAACAAAUGUACCACCAGUAACAAAAUUCACAUAUUUGAGAGAGUUGCUAUGCGACAAAGCAAAACGUGCGGUUGAGGCUCUUCCAUUUACUGCAGAGGGUUACAACAGAUGGUUUCAAUUCUCAAGGAUAGAUUUGGUAAGGAAAGCGAGAUAGUAAAAACAUAUGUCAAGGAGAUUCUCGAACUUCCAUAUACGGCAACAUCAAAUCCUAAAAGGAUACAUGAAUUUUAUGAGAAGUUAUCAUAUUGUGUACAGUCGCUUGAGACAUUGAAAAAAUUGGAAGCUGUGAAUGUAACUGUUGCCAUGACAUUGGACAAAUUGCCAAACAUACGGGGUGAUUUAGUACGGAACGACUCAGACUGGGAGAAAUGGGACUAUAUUCAACUAACCGAAGCAUUACAACAUUGGACUCGGAGGAAUCCAGUCGAAGCACAGAAACCAGAUGAUGGGAGGAAGAAACAAGUCGGCGACAAGGCGGUUAUCAGUUCUCAACGCAACAGAAGUCAUAUCAGAUAAGUAAAAGUUCUCGAAAGUGUGUAUAUUGUAGUUCUGAGAGUCAUAGAUCUGCUGAGUGUGACACAAUUUUGACAUUCGAGGACAGCAAAAGUUUCUAGCUACAAAACACCUGUGCUUUAACUGCACAGGGCCCUCUCAUAGGGCAGCUGAGUGUAAGAGUGUCUCGAAGUGUCGAUUUUGCAAUAAACGUCAUCAUACGUCAAUUUGUGAUGCACCCAAAGCAGACGAGCAUGAGAUAGCGAAAACAGCUCACACCGGGGGGGAUAGUGAAGUUAUUUAUCCAGUGGUGAAGGUUGAAGUAGACGGGAUUAAGACACAUGCACUGCUCGAUACUGGAGAAGGAAGCUCCUAUGCUUCCAGUAGUCUAACCAAUGCAUUGAAGAGAAAACCUAAAGCUGUCAAAACAAAACAAAUUGAAAUCAUGUUAGGAUCCACCACCACCAGAGUAGAAAUUUAUGCAGCCAGCAUAAAAUCCCUAGAUCAGAAAUUUGAGCUUGAAAUUGAAAUGUCAAAAGUUGAUAAACCUGAGCUAAUGAAACUCAACAACCCAAAUUAUGCCCACCUGUUAGAGAGAUACAAACAUUUGAACGGUGCAAAAUUCGAAGAUCCUGACACCCGUACACAAAUACCUGUAUACCUUGUGCUUGGGGCUAGUGAUUAUGCCAAAAUUAAAACCACUACGGCUCAAAAGGUGGGGAAGCCUGUGGCAGAGAGAACCCUCCUUGGUUGGACGGUGAUGUCUCCAGGGAAGGAGGAGGGUCCCAUCCUGUUAACUCAAUCCACUACUAUAGAUUAUGAGCAGUUAUGUGCAUUAGAUGUCCUCGGACUUCCGGACAAAAAUGAAAAUGAUCAGAAAACUGUGUAUGAGGAAUUUGAAGAGCAGCUUAGUAGAGAUCAAGCGGGCUGGUAUGAGACAUCAUUAACAUGGAAAGGGAAUCACCCCCCACUGCCAACUUAUGAGAACAGUAGCAAGCGUCGCCUAGAGCAGUUGCUUAAGAAACUUGAACGGAACGGACAGUACAAACAGUAUAAUGACAUUAUACAACAACAGUUAAAUCAGGGAGUAAUUGAGCUGGCACCUACCACUAAAACAGCAAAAGAAUUUUAUAUUCCCCACAAAGGCAUAGAAAGGAAGCAAGCUGAGACCACUAAGUUGAGAGUGGUGUAUGAUGCGUCUGCGAAAGAGAGCGGAUCCCAACCAUCCCUCAAUGAUUGCCUCCACCCGGGCCCCCCUCUCCAGAACCUGUUAUGGGACGUCCUUGUUAGAUCUAGAUUUCACCCCAUUCUGUUAACAGGCGAUUUGAAACAGGCCUUUUUGCAAAUCAGAAUAAAGGCCGAAGAUCGAGAUUCAUUGCGAUUUCACUGGAAAGAGACUGGGAACGAUGCAAUACAAAUCUACCGGUUUACUCGAGCCCUGUUUGGGCUGACUUGCUCCCCAUUCCUUCUCGGGGGAGUCCUUAAACACCAUCUGGAUGCUUGGGAAGAUCGUUAUCCCGAGAUAGUGAAGCAAUUACGCGAAGGACUGUAUGUUGAUGAUUUGAUUACGGGGGGUACCACAGUCGCAGAAAUACAGACUCAGAAGGAGAAAACUAUCGAAGUUUUCGACGAUGCCACUUUCACAAUACACAAGUGGCACUCAAACGUACCUGAACUCGAGCCAAAGAAUCAAUCGUCAUCAGAGAUAAGUGAACUAACAUAUGCCAAAAGUCAACUUGCAGGGAUCGAACAGCCCGAUGGGAAACUACUUGGUGUGCCCUGGGAUAGGAAGCACGAUACUAUUAGCGUGACCCUCACCACAGACGCUGAACCUGUAACUAAGAGAAGCAUCUUGUCAAAAUUGGCACGAAUCUACGACCUCCUGGGCUUGGCUUCACCAACCACACUGACCGGAACACUUGUUUAUCGGAGUGCGUGUGACAGUAAAAUUCCAAAAUUCCAAGUAACAGGCUCCCAUGAUGAAAUAUGAUCUCCCACACGUACUGCCAUUGAUCUACCUGUCAGGAAGUUCCUUAUAAUGUCAUGAACCUGCCCAGUAAUUCCGUAACUUUCUAA
Messenger RNA from Paramuricea clavata, 3116 nucleotides. Lineage: Eukaryota; Metazoa; Cnidaria; Anthozoa; Malacalcyonacea; Plexauridae. The record is from the annotation of a GenBank genome assembly.